Molecule: messenger RNA, 891 nt
Organism: Colletotrichum karsti
Lineage: Eukaryota; Fungi; Ascomycota; Sordariomycetes; Glomerellales; Glomerellaceae
Product: methyltransferase
Exons: 2
Coding region: 1-891 (296 amino acids)
Molecular function (GO): oxidoreductase activity
Source: RefSeq, a predicted model, not a curated record
AUGACUACCGGCGUCUUCCGAUAUCUGGACCCGGCGACCCUCAAGGGCGACAACAGCAAGCCCUGGACCAAGGUCGACACCGACGUGACUUCUUUCAGCCGGACCGAGCGCCGGCGUUCCGUCGCGAACAUCCGCGACUCCGGUAUUGAAUUCGGCACCGAUGUCUCGGGCUUCGCCGUGUACAACUCGCCGGCAAAGGAAAAGGCCUUUACCGACGACGCGACUGUCCGCAGUGGCUACUACGGCGAAGUUGAGGCGCUACUCAAGGAGAAGCUUCCCGGGGUGAAGAAGGUGGUGAUCUUCGACCACACCAUUCGCCGCAGGGAAAAGUCGAGCCCGAGACAGCCCGUUCAGCAAGUUCACGUCGACCAGACGCCACGUGCAGCUGAGGUGCGCGUGAGGAGGCAUGUUCCCGAGAACGAGGCGGAGGAGUUGUUGAAGGGACGGUAUCAGAUCAUCAACGUCUGGAGACCGAUCGGACACCCCGCGACAGAUUUCCCGCUGGCCGUCAUCGACUGGCGGACGACGGUGCCGGAAGACCUGAUUGCUGUAGAUCUGCUGUACCCGAAGAGGACGGACGGCGAUGAUGACGAUCGGGGCAAGGAGGUGCUUCCCGAGGCAACCUCAGCGGAGUCGAUUGAGGCGUAUGAGGUCAAGGGUGAGACCUAUGCUAUCGCGCCAAACGAUAAGCAUAAGCUGUACUACAUGAAGGACAUGACGCCUGACGAGGCUAUGUUUAUCAAGUGCUUUGACUCGAGGAGUCAGAACGUUGGCGGCAAGGAUGGGCUGGCAGGGCUGACCCCUCACACUGCCUUUGUUGAUCCUGCUACGCCUGCAGAUGCCAAGGGCCGCCAGAGCAUUGAGGUUAGAUGCCUCGUGUUCUAUGAUUAA